Molecule: messenger RNA, 5026 nt
Organism: Nicotiana tabacum (common tobacco)
Lineage: Eukaryota; Viridiplantae; Streptophyta; Magnoliopsida; Solanales; Solanaceae
Product: putative E3 ubiquitin-protein ligase RF298
Source: RefSeq, a predicted model, not a curated record
UAAAUUUCUCAAUUUGGCAUGUUUAGACUAGGGCGCCUCAAUGAUGAUUUAGUCGUCAUAGUUCGGAGGGAAAAUCUAGUAAGAAUGGGAAGGGGUCGAACAAGCAAAAUCAGGCGCGACAAAGACAAGUGUUUUAGUCAAUUUAUCAUCAUUUUAUAUAACCUAGAUUUCAUCACCAUUUUUAUUUAUUAUUACAAGUUCUUCCCAAUUUCAUAUGUUUAGGUCAGGGCGCCUUGACGAUGAUGUAGUCACAACAUUCCUUUGAUGGGGAAUCUGGUAAGAUCGGAAAAGGAUCGAACAAGAGGUGCCAAGCACGACAAAGAUAAGUAUAUUCGUUAAUUUUACCAUUUUAUAUAACCUAGAUUUGAUCGCCAUCUAUAUUAUUACUGAAAGUAAAGUUCUUCCCAAUCAAGUAUGUUUAGACUGAGACGCCUCAAUAAUGAUGCAGUUGCAACAGUCUUCAUAUAGGAUAAGUAUCUACUUCAAUUCCUCAUAAUUUCAUAUAACCUAGAUUUGAUCACCAUUUAUAUUUAUUAUUGCUAGUGUAGUUCUUCCCAGUAAAAGUUAUAUAGACUUAGGCGCUUCGAUGAUAUGCAGUUGCAAUAGUCUUUUAAUGUUAAAUCUGCUAAGAUUGAGAAGGGGCCACAACAAGCGAUUCUAAAAAUGAAAAAGAGAAUUAUUUUCUCCAAUUCUGCACCAUUCUAUAUAACAUAGAUUUGAUCGUCAUCUAUACUCAUUCCUGCAGUAAAUUUUUUCCCAUUUUGCUACAACCUUUCCUUUUCUUUAGUUUUACACGCGCUUCAAAAAAACGUGACUACACUUCAAUAUUAAAUCAAAGAAAUUGACCUUUUAUUUAAAAAAAAAAUUGUGGCUUUAGUGCAAUAACUUUUUAUAAAUAAGGGAACAAAUAAAAUAAAGGUGAAGUUUUGGGUUGCUUAAGUUUCAACCUGUCUUAGAAAUUGACUUCACGACUAAUGAGUACAUUAGGGAGGGACUAUGCUUGACUAUGACAUGUAUAUUAUAUAUGAACUUAUGUUUGUAAUUAAAGUUGAACAUUUCUGAUUCGUAACAUAAUUCAGGUGAUCAACAACCUGAGUUGGACCAUGGCAAACUCAACCAAAGUACAAGUAUAAAUUCCAUAAAGUUACAUUUCUUUAAUCACUUCCUUAAACAAUGCUUACACUGAUGUCAAUCAUUAAUAGCUCAAUCUCAAACAAACUUAAUGCUUGCAAUUUGUAUCCACAUUCCAUGUAUAUGUUUUACUAUAUGGCACCAUUGAUUGUUAUUUCUAGUUGCUAUAUGUAUUUUUUGAUUAACGAGAGUAAGUACCAGUACUCUGAUCUUAUAGAUAUUUAUAUAAAUACAUAAUAAUUGGAAUAAUAUAUUUUAUCAAUUUAUAUAUUUUAUUAAUUUAUCUUUGAUUUUAAACAUAUGCUCAAAGUAAAACUAUCAAUUAGUCGAGAUUAGUCAAUGUAAGAUAUUUAUAGAAUUGAUAAUAUCAAAGCAGAAGUCAUUGUAUUAUUACGAAAUAUGCAUAAAACUAUUGUAACAUGUGGUACAACACCAUUGACACAUUAUGUUUGUUUUGCCAUUAUCAUCUUACUAUAUAAUUAAUCUAAUUUGCAAUAUCCAAGUAAGACUAGCUAGAUUCUAUGAAUUGGAUGAUGUAUUAUCAUUCUUUGACUUACAAUCCCAAAUAUUUAAGAAUUUCACAUUGCCCAAAUGUAUAGUUAGUGUUAUUAUUUCUCUUAGAUGGUUAAUUAUUAAUAAUUAUAAUAUAAUAUCCUUAAAAAUAAAAAAGUUACUUAAAUUGUACAGUUGAAAAUUUAAUCUUUAGAUGAGUUUGAAAUUAAAUACUACACAAUCCACAACAGAAAAAUACAUUAUACACUGUACCAACUAACCCUGGUUAUCAUCAAGUAAGUGUUAGAACAAGGUUAACCCACGUUAGUCAGUGACUCCUAUAUAAAGAAUCCAAACUUAUUCAGUGUUGGCAGCAGAAGCAAAAAGAGUACUCAGAGCUCGUGCCAAAUGUUGUGGCCAUAGCGUGCAAAAUGCAAGAAAUGGAGUUCACGCCUUUGCAAAUUUUGGCCUUUUAUAACCUUUGGUGGGUGGCCCUUUUGAUUUUGGAUUGAACAUUUGCUCUUUCUAGUUUCACUCUUGAUAUAUGUAUGUAUCGAGAAUCAAUUUUUUCCUUUUUUGAAAAUUAUUUGUUUGGCAGCUCAUUUACUGUGACUCAGAGGAUUGGGAACUGCAGAUGGACACUUGAAUGAUCAAAUUGCAGUAGUAUUUGUAAAUCUCGUAGACAACAUAAUCAAAAUGGUUGAUCAUAACAGCACUGAUGAUGCCAAUGAAAAGUCAUUGGUGCUUUCGGACCAGGAAAAAGGAAGUAGGAACAAGAGGAAGUUCUUAUCUGAGUUUCCUCCUAGUGAUUCCCCUGUCCUGUCUCUUACUGAGUUUCCAAGAUAUGAAUUAUUAGAGAAAAAACUGCAAAGCACUCUUAAUCAGCUCAAGUCAUUAGAUGGUGGGUGUCAACAAGGAGUGGAAAGGUCAGCAGAUGCAGAUUGGGAAGAACCAAUAACAUGUCAACUCGAGGAACUUUUAUCACAAAACCUGUCUGCUACUUUCCGGAGUGCAGUCAAGAGGAUUGUUGAGUGUGGAUACAGUGAGGAAAUUGCUGAACGGGUUAUAUUGAGGAGUGGCCUCUAUCAUGGUACCAAAGAUACCGUCUCAAAUAUUGUUGAUGGUGCUUUGGCUUUACUGAGUAGGGAAAAGGAUUUUGAUACCUCUAGACAUCUCGCGUUUUCUGAUUUACAUGGGCUGGUAGAGUACACCAUGCUGGAGAUGAUAUGUGUGCUGAGGGAGGUUAAGCCAGCUUUCACAGUUGCUGAAGCAAUGUGGUGCCUCUUAAUAUGGGACUUGAACCUGGUACAUGCAUGUACGGUGGAAGGUGAUAUUCUCGAUGAGUUAUGCAGUCAAGAAAGUCUAGGCGAUAGCUUGAAGACUGAGGCUUCUGAGACUACUCAGUCAAACCCAGAUAAACUACAGUUGUCAAAACCUUCCAUCGCCAUUGCUCAAUCCAAAGUUGCUGUUGCUAGUGCAGCCCCUCAAGAACCGACUUCUAAAAAUUCACAUGUUCGUCAAGCGGCAAUAGGGAAAGGAAGUUCAGUACCUCUUCCAGAAGCAGAGGCUAAAUCCUUACCCACCAGCAGCAGGGGGCAUAAGCAGAAUCCCUCGAAAGCAGCAGUGUUAGAAGAUAAGUCGGGAGCUGGUAGAAAGGGGUCAUCCCUAAACUCCAAGAAGGAUCUUCUUAGGCAAAAGACAUUUCAGUUUGAGAAGAAUUACAAAGGCCGUAUGGGUAAGGGUUCCAUUAAGGCAAAACUCUCUGCCUGGGGCAAUAUGGUUUUGGACAAGACACUCAACCCUCCGUCAGGUUCUUCUGGUGCAGCAACGAAGAGUUCUUCCUCUAAAGUAAAUACUUCAGUUAAAAACAGUAGUCCUAUAGCAGAAGGAAGUUCUGAUAGUCUAUGCCCUUGUUCAUCCACUGCACCUGCAACUGACGACUCUGGCGUGCAAGAUACUGUUAUUACAUCGCCCGCUGUAAACAAAAAGGAUCCUUCAUCAUUAGCUUUGGAUCCUAAGUCUAGUAUAAAGGCCCCAGGCGGCAGCACAACUAGCUCUUCUGAGGUUCCAGAUUAUUAUGCUGGUAUCCCAUAUGAUGAGUCUCUGGGGAAAUAUGUCCCUCAAAAUGAGAGAGAUGCUGCUAUUUUGUUGCUAACUCCCCAUAUGAAAACACUGCAGAAAGAGCUCCAACGGUGGACUGAUUGGGCAAAUGAGAAGGUAAUGCAGGCUGCUCGGAGGCUUGGCAAGGAUCAGGCGGAGCUUAAAAUGUUGAGGCAAGAGAAAGAAGAUGCUGAAAGAUCUCAAAAGGAAAAACAAAUGCUGGAGGAAAGCACCACGAAGAGGCUUUCCGAGAUGGAGCAUGCAUUGUCAAAUGCUAGUGGCCAGAUUGAGUUGGCUGGUUCUACUCUUCACAGGCUGGAGGGGGAGAAUGCUGUGCUAAAGAAGGAGAUGGAUGCCGCAAAGCUCUUUUCCGCAGUGUCUGCUAUAAACAUGCAUAAAGCUUUAGCAACAGAGCAGGAGACAGUGAAGAAGUAUCAAGCAGGAGAGGUGGAGAAGCGCUCAUUGCAGGAGGAACUCUCUAUGCUCAAGCAUGAAACAUCUGAUUUACAGCAGCGACAAGAGAAAGUCAACAAGCGCCUGGACCAGUUUGAGGUUCUAUGGAAGCAGGAGGAAAGGCAGAAACAAAGGUUUGUACAGCAAGCUGAUUCCUUGAAAGCUGAAAGAGAACAACUCGGUGUUCAGGGAAAAGCGGCGGAGGAUAAUUUGAGAGAAAAGGCAGAGAGCAGCAUGCAAAAGCUUAAAGAAAAUAUCCAAAAGCUUGAGAGUGAAAUCUCCCAGUUGAAAUUGCAGUCUGAAAGUUCAAAAAUAGAGGCACUUAAAAGAGGCAUUAAUGUGGGGCUACCUCCUAAUAUCAGAAAGAGUUUAGCAGGCUAUGAGGAUAAUUUUGGCUCUACAGUAAAGAUGGAGAGGGAGUGUGUUAUGUGUAUGACUGAGGAGAUGUCGGUGGUUUUUCUCCCUUGUGCACAUCAAGUCCUUUGUGCAAAAUGCAACAUGCUUCAUGAAAAGCAAGGAAUGAAUGACUGCCCUUCUUGUAGGACCCCAAUUAAGAUGCGGAUUAAUGUCCGCUUUGCUCAUUCUUAACAGUUAGCAACGCUAAAACAGUGACAGGAAAAAGGAGCUGGUCGUCGGAGGAAUGAUGUUUCAGAGCCAAGACAUUUUUGUUUUUUAGUAUGUCCUUUUUUGAGGCCUUUCUUUCAUACCUUAACUGUAAUAUCGAUAGGAAAAUGCAAAAAAGGUAUAGAUAUGUAGAAAGUAAAGUGAAAAAGAGUUAGAAAGAGGGACUGGUUAAUGGGCCUUGUAAAUGCUUACUUUGAAGGUUUAAUACAAAAUGUUGUUCUCUCUG